ACAGCUAACACAAGCAGACUGACAUACAGCUAAGCUAAAUUAACCCAAAUUUAACUAAAGUAACCCAUUCGGACGACUCACAGCUGGCGGUUCAUCUCAGGGAGGAUCAUGUCACGUGGAGGGCAGAAAUCAAACAUGAGUUCGUCUAAAAAGCACCAGGCGUCUUCACUGAAAGCCAAAGGAUUCAAAGACAUCAGGAUUGACGAAGAGGUCAAAAUCGCUGUCAAUAUCGCCCUGGAGAGAUUUCAGUACAGCGACGAGAAAGAGCUGGAUUUUCCUUCGUCCUUGACAAACUCUGAGAGAGCGUUCAUUCAUCGGCUGGCUCAGUCUCUGGGCUACAUCUCCAAAAGCAGAGGGAAGGGCUGCAGCCGGUUCCUGACGGUGAGGAAGAAGGACGGGACUGAGGCGCAGCGCUCCAGCAUGAGCUGCUCUCUCUCUCCGAGCUGCAGAGCGCUGGUGCAGAGUCUGAUGCAGAGAUUCCCCAUCAGCAGCCGAGAGCGCAGCCAGCUGCAGCCACAUGCAGAGAGAGGCCUGCAGUCCCCGCCCGACGCCACCGACAGUAAAAGCAGGUCAAGCGGGCGCCUGAGCCACGGGAUUCCUCAGGUUCCUCCCAGACGCAGCGUCUCUGAGCUGGACUCUUUCCGGAAAGCUCUGCCGGUCUACGAGCUCCAGGAGCAGAUCGUCCAGACCAUCAGAGACCAGCAGGUGGUGCUGGUGCUGGGGGAGACUGGCUCCGGGAAAACCACACAGAUCCCUCAGUUCUUGUUGGAUGACUGCAGCGCCACCGCAAGCCCCUGCCGCAUCUUCUGCACACAGCCGCGCAGACUGGCCACCAUUGCUGUAGCGGAGCGCGUGGCGGUGGAGAGAGGAGAGAAUAUCGGACAGACCAUCGGCUACCAGAUACGCCUGGAGAGCAGAGUUUCUCCUAAAACCCUGCUGACGUUCUGCACCAGCGGAGUCCUGCUGCGGACGCUGAUGGCCGGAGAUGAAGCCCUGUCCACCGUCACACAUGUCAUUGUGGACGAGGUGCACGAGCGUGACGGAUUGACGGAUUUCCUGCUGACCAAGAUGAAGGAAGUCCUGCAGAAGAUGCCGAAUCUCCGACUGGUGCUGUCCAGCGCUGCGCUCGACGUCAGCCUGUUCAAGCGCUACUUCGGCUCCUGUCCUGUUAUUCACAUCAAAGGCUGCCCGUAUGAGGUGAAGCAGCUGUUCCUGGAGGACAUCCUGAGGAGCACCGCAUACACAAACAAGGACAUGAUCAAAUACAAGAAGGAGGCGCAGAAAGAGGAGAGUCAGCAGUGUUCUCUCAGUGAGUGGUGUGAGCGUGACGUCCCGCAGGCUGAUCCUCCAGAGCGUCCGACGGCGUGUGUGCUGCAGGACAACCAGCUGCUGGACGACGGAGGAGACAGUGUGUUCAGUCAGAUGAUUGAGAAGGACGUGUCGUCUCUGGAACCGUGGCUGCUCAGAGAAAUGGACUCCUGCAUCUCCAGUAUCUUCCUGAAUCAGGAUGCAGACGCUUUCACACAGCUCUUCAACCUGAUCCUGAACGAGAAUAUCAGCGUGGACUACAGACACAGUGAGACCAGCGCGACUGCACUGAUGGUGUCUGCAGGACGGGGAUUCGUUAGUCACAUGGAGCAGCUGCUGAACAUGGGAGCAAAUAUCAACAUCAAAGCCUCCAACGGCUGGACGGCUCUUGAUUGGGCAAAACACUUCAAGCAGACAGAGGCAGUGGAUCUGCUGGAGUCUCAUAUCUGGUGUGCUGAAGCAUCUCCGCAGGACGAGGCAUCUCUGCUGCAGAACUCCUGUGAGCUGAGCUGUGAGGAUCAGGAGCUGCUGAAGGCCUAUCACCACAGCUUUGAUGACGAGAAGGUGGACCUGCAACUCAUCCUGCACCUGCUCCACAACAUCUGCCAGAGCUCUGACCAGGGUGCGGUGUUGAUUUUCCUGCCCGGCUACGAUGAGAUUGUUUCUCUAAGAGAUCAAAUCCUUUUUGACGAUAAAAGAUUUACAGACCAUCAGCAAAGGUUUCAGGUGUUCGUCCUUCACUCCAGCAUGCAGACGUCAGACCAGAAGAAGGUUUUGAAGAACACUCCUAGAGGCGUCCGCAAAAUAAUUCUGUCGACGAAUAUCGCAGAGACCAGUAUUACCGUCAGUGAUGUGGUGUUCGUCAUCGACUCCGGAAAAGUCAAAGAGAAAGCGUACGACGCUCUGAAUAACGUCACCAUGCUGAAGAUGGUGUGGAUCUCGAAGGCUAGCGCUCUGCAGAGGAAGGGCAGAGCGGGACGCUGCAGGCCGGGUGUGUGUUUUCAUCUGUUCAGCCGGCUGCGCUUCACUAACAUGCUGGAGCACCAGAUUCCACAGCUGCUGCGCAUGCCCUUACAGGAACUGUGUCUGCACACUAAACUCCUGGCUCCGAUCAGCUGCCCGGUUGCUGAGUUUCUCUCCAGAGCUCCGGAGCCGCCGCACAUAAACACGGUCAAACACGCCGUGCAGAUGCUCAAGACGAUUGAUGCCAUGGACCCAUGGGAGAAUCUGACAGAGCUGGGCCUACACCUGGCGGACCUGCCGGUGGAGCCUCACCUGGGGAAGAUGGUGCUGUGUGCGGUGGUGCUGAAGUGUCUGGACCCGGUGCUCACCAUCGCCUGCACACUGGCCCACCGGGAGCCGUUCGUUCUGCCCGCUCAGGCUGCUCAAAGACGCGUGGCGAUGCUCUGCAGGAGACGCUUCACUGCCAACACCUUCAGCGACCACAUGGCUCUGCUCAGGGCCUUCCAGGCGUGGCAGAAAGCGCGCAGUGACGGCUGGGAAAGAGCUUUCUGUGAGAAAAACUUCCUCUCUCAGGCCACCAUGGAGAUCAUCGUCAGCAUGCGGACGCAGCUUCUGGGACAGCUGAGAGCCACAGGUUUUGUGCGUGCUCGCGGCGUUGGCGACAUCCGUGAUGUGAACCAGAACUCAGAGAACUGGGCGGUGGUGAAGGCGGCGCUGGUGGCAGGCAUGUACCCAAACCUGAUCCAUCGGGAUGGCCUGAGCCUCAGCGGAGAGAAAGAGAAGAAGGUCCGACUGCACCCCACGUCUGUCCUCAGCCAGCCACAGUACAAGAAGAUCCCUCCAGCCAAUGGGCAGGCAGCAGCCGUGGAUUCUCUGCCCACCGAUUGGCUGAUCUAUGAUGAGAUGACUCGAGCACAUAGAAUCGCUAGUGUCAGGUGCUGUACUGUGGUCACGCCCCUCACCAUUGCCCUUUUUGGGGGAGGAGCCAAACUACCCAGCUCCGCCCUCCAGGAGGCGGUCCUUCAGAGAGGAGCCGCUGACAGCAGUGACAGUGAGGUGGAGGAUCAGUGCAGCGCUCGACAGGCUCACCUCGCACUCGACCACUGGAUCAACUUUAGGCUGGACCCAGAGACGGCGGAGCUGGUGUUCGGCCUGCGUCAGCGCUGGCAGAGUGUGUUCCUGCGGCGGAUCCGCUCCCCCAGUAAGGCCUGCUCUCAGCUGGACGAGUCCACCAUCCGCACGCUGGUGUCUGUGCUGUCUGCGGAGGAGCAGAGCGCAGGCCUGCAGCAGCCCACUGGCAUCGGCCAGCGACCCCGACCCGUCAGUGCAGAGGACAGCAGCUCACACACAUACACUCACACACACGCACGCAGCAGGAACACAGCUGACACACCACUGCAGGAGGAUACAGCCAGCCCUGACAGGCCUCGGAUGGCGUCUCAGCUGAAGAAUCCCAGAAUGCACCACUCUCGCCAUCAGGAGGAGGAUCUGGCGCCCUCCGGGAUCACUGACGGGCCGACGUCUCCGUCCUCUGCUUCGGUUAGCAUGUCAGCGUGUGUGCGUGCGCCGCGCUCUAGCGUGCGCUACUUCAUCAUGAAGAGCAGUAACCUGCAUAACAUUGAGCUGUCCCAGCAGCGGAGCGUCUGGUCCACCACACCCAACAACGAGCAGAAGCUGAGCCAAGCCUUCCAGAACAGCAGCGCAGUCUUCCUGGUAUUCUCUGUGCAGGGGUCCGGACACUUCCAGGGAUAUGCACGCAUGACGUCUGCAGUAAGCAGCGAGCGCUGUCGGGACUUUGGCUCAUCUAGUCUGGGUGGAGUGUUUUCAGUGCAGUGGAUACAUACAGAGAGUCUGGCCUUCCAUCUCACACACACACUGCUGAACCCCUGGAACGACAACAAGAGAGUGCAGAUCAGCAGAGACGCUCAGGAGCUGGAGCCGCACACAGGGAAUCAGUUAUUGCAGCUUUGGGAGAAAUUGUAAAGCAAUCAACAUGCAAAUCCUGCAGAUGAACACUCAUCAGAGAAACAUCUAAACAUGAAAAGAUGCGUCAUCUAAACACACAUCUGAACACACACACACUCACACUCACACACACUCACACACACACACAUUUACUGGUCAAACUUCAGUCUUUAGCGCAGUUUAUCGUCAAAGUGAGAGAAGACAGAAAAACACACUUCGUUCACAAGCAAAACAAGACAUUUGCUCGUCAUCUUUCACGCAAGAAAUACACAAGACUCUGUAUCUUCAGUCCUUCUGCCGCUGCUCCAGUAAGUGCACCUUUGUUUUUUCAUCACUUUUGAGAUUUAUAGUUUUCCUUUAUUUAAUUUUAAUUUAUUUUGUCUUUACUUUUUUUCAAGACUUAGUUUUUUCAUGUUCUUCUAAAGGUUUUUCUUAACUCAGUAAAAGUUUAUUUGUGUUUAUAUUAUCUUAAUUUUGUAUCAUUAUACCUAGUUUGUUUACUUGAUUUUUUUUAUUUUCUUGUUUUUUAUUUUUUAAGAUUUUUGUGACUUCUGAAUUUCUACUUUGAUAUUUAGUUUUAUUUUACUUUUAACACAUUUUUAGUGAAAAGUGAAAUUUUGAAUUUAAGAAAUCACCCCCCCCCCCCCCUUUUUUUUUUUACUGAGAUUUUUUUCAUUAUUUUCAUUUAAUUUUUGUAUAACAAUUGUACACUUUUCCUAAAUUUUUUAUAUAAUUCUUUACCUUUCCCCACCCAGUUUACUUGACUGAGACUCUUUUCAUUAAAAAAAGAUUGAUCAAGACUUAUUUAUCAUUAUUUCCAUUUAUUUUAUAUUUUAUUUAAUUUUUAGUUUUGUUUUGUGAAUUUUUAUUUUUAUAUAAUUUUCACUUUACAACUUUUCAUUUUUUUCCUUUAUUUGCUUCAUAUAAUUUGUCACUUCAUCUCCACUCAUUUUCUUCAUUUAAAAAAUAGAUUUUUCAAGAGAUUUUGGAGAACUUUUCAUAACUUUUAGACUUUUAGGGCUUUUCUCCCCCUCAUUUUGCCAGACUUCGAUUUCUUUUUUCAUGAGGUUUUUGACAGUUUGUUUCAGAUGUGUCCUGAUUUCUGAACAUUCAGGUGUUUGUUUUGGAAAAUGCAUCAGAAACACUGAAGAUGAAGGUUUAAAGAUUUUAUAAUGAAAUGCUUCUUCUCCUUCUCACCGUUUGAGAUGAAAAUGAUGUUCUUUGUUUGAUUUGAGCCUCCUAAACCUCAGAAAUGUGUAUUUUAUGGAUGCUGUUUUUAUAAAUCAUCUGUUCAAUGUUUUUAUCAUCUCUGAUGGUUUUGCACAGCGUACGAGCACUGAGGCGUCUGCUAGUUUACUGUAUUUGACUCAUGCUAUAAUGUUGAUUUAGUUUGAGAUGUUUUAUGCACUGUGUGUUUUAAUCUUCAUCUCCAACUGAAUGAAUUUAGCGCGCCAAUAGUGGAAAACCUCAAGCCAAAGUUCAGCUAGUUUUUCAUUUGUUUGCACUUUAAUCAGUUUUGAUAAAUGUUCAGUGCUUCUCAUGUUCUCGUGCAAAUCUGGAAUCUGCAAUAAACACCUCUUUGCAUUUGUUACACA
This is a messenger RNA of Danio aesculapii, 5831 nucleotides long. It is a transcript of the gene ythdc2, whose product is annotated as YTH domain containing 2. The transcript is spliced from 30 exons. Lineage: Eukaryota; Metazoa; Chordata; Actinopteri; Cypriniformes; Danionidae. The coding region runs from base 109 to 4254 and encodes 1381 amino acids. Gene Ontology annotation, molecular function: RNA binding; protein binding; ATP binding. Gene Ontology annotation, cellular component: intracellular anatomical structure. The record is from RefSeq and is a predicted model, not a curated record.